This is a messenger RNA of Culex pipiens pallens (northern house mosquito), 1341 nucleotides long. Its product is annotated as gustatory and pheromone receptor 39a. Bases 744 to 1247 code for a protein of 167 amino acids. Gene Ontology annotation, biological process: sensory perception of taste. Lineage: Eukaryota; Metazoa; Arthropoda; Insecta; Diptera; Culicidae. Gene Ontology annotation, cellular component: dendrite; neuronal cell body; axon. The record is from RefSeq and is a predicted model, not a curated record. The transcript is spliced from 3 exons.
GUUACAUUCAACAUACCUAAUUGCAAUCUGUGACUAGUUCAAACAAAGUUGCAAUGGAAGAAAGCCCUCUAGCUAUAGUCCUGCAACUUGGCAGUACUUUCGCACAUUCUCCAGUGUAUUUUAAUAAGAAAUUUAACCGUUAUUGUCCAGUGAGUAGAUGGUAUUUGACUCCUAAUGUCAUAUUCUGUGCAAUAAUACAGUCAUUCCAAGUGUAUUACGUAUACAGAACGUUCGAUGCAUCAUGUGAAGCAAACGGAACUGUACUAGCUCUUUUAUACCUAUUGGACAUUCAGUUGACGAUCUGUCUAAGCUACGUCAUGAUUUUCAAUGGAGUCAAACAAACAAAAACUCUCGUAAAACUACUAAACCUGAUGAAGAACGUUAUCGAACGAAAUAAGUUCGAGCUAGGAGGUCCAAAGUAUUCGAAAAUGUGACGCAAUACCAUCCUAACAAUCGUUUUGAGUGCAAUCCUUACUGUGGCGAUCAACGGUGUAAUACCUUGGGCAUUCCAAGUAAUCAAAACGAGCGAAGAUUAUGCCCUAGCAUCGAUAUACGUCCUUGUCGUGUUUGCCAUCGAUGCGUACUUCAUUUUGAACAACACGUUGCUAGUAGUGUUGCGAACAGAACUCAGCUUCAUCGAAGAUCGACUCAAGCUUGGCUGCACAGGACGAGCCAAUCGCCUGCUCGACUGCCCAAGGCAGCUGGGUGUACUAACCAACGCGUACAAAGACGUGCUCCCGUUGAUGAGUUUGUUUGCGAAAUUUGUCGCCGUACCGCUCGCGUACUCGACACUGUUGCUGAUUUUCGAAGGAACUGUGCAACUGUUUCAGUUUUACAUUCUGGUGGCGGCCCACCAGCUCGAUGGGAUCAAGGUCGUGGACAUUUUGUCCUACGUACUGUGGUUUGUGCCUUUUGCUGGGAAACUGUGCGUGACAAUGCAUUUGACAACCAGUACAACUGAAAAGGCCAACGAGGCAGCCCUCUCCACGCGACACUUUGACGAUUACUCGAUGAAGAACACCAAGCUGGCGAAGCAGAUCAACAAGUUCCUCCUGAAGAACCUGCACCAGAAGAAAAAGUUCUCCGCGUUCGGCUUCUUCAACAUCGACAACAGUGUAAUCUACACGGUAUUCAGCUCCAUCAUCACCUAUCUCGUGAUACUGAUACAGUUCAAGCAGCUGGAGAACGAUUUGACCCAUGGCAACAGCGGCAACGAAACCAUUUCGGCGACGGGUGGCAGUACAUAAGUUAUGUGUGCGUUAUCUUGGGGGAGCGAGCGAUUGUAUCAUAAGAAACAGCACGCACAGAUUGUGAGGGAGCACUACUUUUUGAAAUUUGCAC